AUGGUGUCAACUCAAUUACCACCUCAAAUAAUUCCAUUAUCUUUUUUUCCUACACAAACAUCCUCUUUACAACAACAACAUCCACAAAUACCUUCCCAAUUUAUUCCAUCUCCAAUAACACCCUCACCUACAAUUCCUCCUAAUUUUCUUCCAUCCCCUUCUUUUGAUUUUGAUGAACAAAGAAAAAGACUUUUACAACUUCAACAUCAACAACAACAAUUUAUUUUUGAACAAAAUAAUAAAAAUAAUUCUAAUAAUAAUAUAAUAAUAACAACAACAAUUGAUCAACAACACCAACAACAACAAAAUUCUUCUUCAUUUUUCCCUUUACCUUCUUUACAAAAUAAUUCUUUUUUACUUUCUCAACAAAAUUCUGGUCAUUCUUCUUUUAAUUCUUCUCAACAACCUUCACCACAACAAGCCCCCACAAUAUUUCAAUUAAAUUCUUCCCCCCAUUUUUCUUCAGGAAUUCAAUCAAUUACAAAAAAUAUAGAAAAUUCUUCUGAUUUUUCUUCUCUUUAUUCAUUAAUUUCAGAAAAUACUUUAAUUCCUUUAAAUCAAAAAGAAAAACAAAAAAAUAAUUUUUUUAUAUAUCCAACAGAAAAAAAUGAAAAUAAAAAAUCUUUUUCAGAAGAAAUUAUUUUUAUUGAAAAUAAUGAUGUUGAAAAAUUAAAUAAUAAAAAUAAUAAAGAAUCUAAAAGAAAAUUAAAAGAAGCUUUAAUUGAAAAAGUUAAUAAAGGAAAAGAAGAAAAUAAAAAAGAAAAAAAUUUAAUUGAACAACAACAAAAUUCUUCAUUACUUCAACAACAACCCCAACAACAAUUACCCCAACAAUUACCUCAACCUCAACAACUUCCCCAACAACAACCUUCUACUUUUCCUUCCCAAAAUACAAAUUCUUUAUCAUCAACAAAUAAACAAAUAUCAGAAUUAAAUAAAGAAAUAGAAAAUACUUCUGAUAAGCGUUCAAUUCCAAUAUUUCAAAUAACCCCCCAACAAUUACAUUUAGCUAUGCAACAAUAUUUUCGUAGUCAACAACAACAACAACCAGAAAAAGAAGAAAUAAAAAAUAAUAAAGAAAUUAAAAAUUCUGAAAAAUCAGAAGAAAUUAUUGAAAAAGUUGAAGAAGAGGAGGAGGGAGAGGAAAUAAUUGUUGUUGAUGGGGAAGAAGAAAUUAAAAAUAAAAAUGUGGAAACUGUUGAUUUUGAAGAAGAGGAAAAUUUAGAUGAAGAUAAUGCCUAUGUUGAUGUUGUUGGGGAUGGAGAAGCUAGAAGUUCAUUACCGAAAAUGCAAAGAAAAGCACAUAUUGAAUUUUAUAGGAAAUUAAAAAGUUUUCGCAAUCGAGGCCCUCAAUUAGACUGUCAAUUAUGUGAUGCCUCCAUUCCAAAUAACGAUGCUUCAAUUCGUUCUCACAUUCAUGGACAUUGUAAAACAUCAAUGUUUGUAUGUAAAUUGUGUCAGAAAGGGUUUCAAGACCAACAUUUAGUUUUUGAACAUAUUGAUAGAGAACAUCCGGCACAGAAAGGAACUAAAUAUAUUGAGGACAGAAGGGAUAUGGGUUUAUUGGUGGAAAUUUUAACUCAAUGUUUUCCCAGAGUUUUUUGUCGAGCUCGUGAUAUUCUUUUUGAUGCAAUAGGUCGACUAACAUCUUUAACAGAAUCUAAACAACAAGCAAAAAUUAGUUGCCUUCUUUGUGGACAAAUAGUCCCAACUAUGAAAAGUUGUAUUUAUGGGCAUUUAAGUAUACAUCCUUCUUACAAAUGUAAAAAAUGUCGAUUUACUUCUAAUGAUGAAAGAAGUCAAUUAGAACAUCAAAAAAGAGAACAUCCAGAUUUCCCUUCAGGAGAACGUUGUUUUUGUAUUUCUCUGGCUUUUGAUGUUUUGUUGGAAACUUUAAAAAGUUGUUUUCCUAUUGAACAAAAUGAAAUUGGGGGAGAAAAGAAUUUAGAAGAAGUAAAUAAUUCUUCUUUAUUUUUACAUCCAGGAAGUGUUUUGGAAUCAAAGAAAAUAAUAAAAAAUAAAAAAGGAGAAGAGGAAGGAGGAGAGGAAUGUUUAAUUAUUGAAGAAAAAGAAGAAGAAGAUAAUAAAAAGAAGGGAAAGAAAAGAAAUUUGAUUAAAAAAGAUGAUAAUAAUAAUAAAGAUAAAUUAAACGAAAAUAUUGGAAAAAAGAGAAAACAAAGAAAAAGGUCAAUACUUUCUGAGGAGGAAGUAACUAGUGAUAAGAAAAAAUAA
This is a messenger RNA of Meloidogyne enterolobii, 2232 nucleotides long. Lineage: Eukaryota; Metazoa; Nematoda; Chromadorea; Rhabditida; Meloidogynidae. The record is from the annotation of a GenBank genome assembly.